This is a messenger RNA of Eublepharis macularius, 699 nucleotides long. Its product is annotated as C-type lectin domain family 4 member F-like. NCBI's taxonomy places the organism in Eukaryota, Metazoa, Chordata, Lepidosauria, Squamata, Eublepharidae. The transcript has 6 exons. The coding region runs from base 1 to 699 and encodes 232 amino acids. The record is from RefSeq and is a predicted model, not a curated record.
AUGGCUGAAAACAUCUACGAGAACUUUCAGAGGCUUCAAAAUGACGGAGCAGCUUCAAAGAAACCGGCCCUUCCUCCCCCUUCCAAGAGGAGCGUCUCCAUCCUCUCGUUCCUUGCAGUCCUGGUUCUGCUCCUGGCCAUUGCACUGGUUUCAGUGACUGUCCUGUAUUUCCAGCAAGAGAGGCAGCUCCAGGAACAAGAUGGAAUCGCUCGGAAGUCCAGCGACAGUCUGCAGCGCUGCAACGUCUCUUAUGCUCAACUGGAGGAAGCCGAGAGUUUCAAGUUGUUGGGUUGCUCUGAGAUCCAGGCCUAUUUGAAGAAUGUCACAGCAUCACUAACAUCUCUACAACAGCGUUACAGCAAUCUCAUGAGUUUUGUCUCCGUCGGCUGGAAUUUUUACAACGGGAGUUUCUACUUCUUUUCCCAAGAGGCUAAGACUUGGCGGGAGGCUGAAGAGGCCUGCAUGUCGCACGGGGCCCACCUCACCUCUGUCGCCUCCAAGGAAGAGAUGAAAUACUUACUCAGUAAAGCCAAAGGGGUGUCAUUUUGGAUUGGACUCACUGAUCAAAGGGAAGAAGGCAACUGGACUUGGACGGACGGCACCAAAUACGACAACCAACUGAGGCAGGAAAAGUUUGAAACUGGGGUGGGGGGUGGAAAGAGGUCCUUGUCACUAAGGGUGGGCACAUAUUGCCAGUGA